AUGGGCAACUGUCAUCGUCGAACGAAAACUUAUUCACAUUCACCAAAGACGCUUUUUCGAGAUAAAACUCUGAAAAACCGUUCAUAUUUAUAUCAGAACUCGAAUACAAAUACAAAAGUUGAAAUGAAACACGAUGAACCAUUGGAAAUAACAUUUGAGGACUUUAUUGAUCAUAUUCUGCUCCUUCGCAAAGUGAUCAGUCAUCCAAGUCUGACACAAGAUGGAAAGUUAUUAAAUGAGUAUAUUGAUGAAUAUUGUCAAAAAAUGGCUCGAGAAGAAAUGGUAACUGAUUAUCAACGAUCACAGCUCGCCUGGCCAAUCCUGUGGAUCUGGUACGUGCAUCGUUUGCAUCCAUUUGCCUAUCACAAGGAUUGUACUUCACAACUUCCACAUGGUAAACUUGUUGAUCCAAAAGUACAAUAUUUUUUUUCAGAUGUAUCAACACACCGACCUCAUCCAUCAUUUAUUCCAUCAGUGAAUCUGACGAAAGCCGUCAUUCGUCAAAGUACUUUUCUUGAGAAAUUCACGAAACAUUAUCUUUAUACAAGUGAUUUACAAGAAAUUAAUCGCUCGUUCUUUCCGGGUAUGGUGAGAAAUUAUAUAUCUUUUCUACGAUUGGGUAAACAAAAUUGUAUGGUCGUUCCAACCUUUGACAUAGAUUUAAUAUGGCAUACUCAUCUAAGAAAUCCUACACACUAUCGGCAAACUUCGAUAGCUCUAUGUGGAUUUGUUCUUGAUCACGAUGAUUCGAUCAAAGAGGAUAUUCUAAAAAAUGCUUAUAAAAACACAGCUAAUCGUUGGUCUAGCACAUACCAUACAGAUUACGGUGACAACGCAAGACAAAAUUUUCGCAAAACAUCGACAUAUACUCACUCCAGUGCAAAUCCCCGAUCAUUUGUUUCUCCAGUACCCAAUAUGUUGAGCUCAUUGCAUGAAACCAGCUGUGAUGGUGGCGACUGUGGAGGUGGUGGCGGCUGUGACGACUGUGGAGGUGGUGGCGGCUGUAGCGACAGUGGAGGUGGUGGCGGCUGUAGCAACUGUGGAGGUGGUGACUCUGGAGGAGACUAA
Molecule: messenger RNA, 1068 nt
Organism: Rotaria sordida
Lineage: Eukaryota; Metazoa; Rotifera; Eurotatoria; Philodinida; Philodinidae
Source: the annotation of a GenBank genome assembly